UCUCCUCCUCUCGAAAAGGAUAACGAGUCUUCUAGACCGCUCCCAAAUUCCUCGCCACCGACCCUCCCCUCUCUUUCCCAAUGACAGUCGGAUUUGAAUUGGGCGAGGAUCCAUCCCCACCCGAGCUCAGAGCUCCCGCAACAUAGCCGCCGGUAGACAGAGCUCGGAGCUCCCGCAGCCAUGGCUGCCCGUAAACAGGGCUCCGCCGUCUGGAUCUCGCGUCACCGCUCUCCUCUGCUGCCUCUCGGACUUCCCUUGCUCUGGAUCCAGUCCACCAAGAGCCCAGCCUCGCUGCCAAGUCCAUUGCCGCCGCCUGCGUCCUAUGUGCCGACAGCAAGCACCGCCACAUCUGUCCCCCUAUGCAUGGUGGGAUGCGCCAGCCUGCCGGCCUGCCCCGCAGCCCCCUCGCCGACAUGGGCCCGAGGCCCAUGAGGUGAGGCAGCCGCCUCUCCUCGCAUGGCGAGGCAGCUGGAGAAGUAGCUGCGGGACCAGAGGCUGCCGCAGGAUGAGAUACUGUGCUGCUGCUGUGUCUAGUGGUUGAAGAAGGGGUGUGCUGGGAAGAGGAGUUAGUGUUGAGAGUGCUCGAUCUGGAACAGGACAAGCUUGGGCUGCACUGGUGUGUUUGCUGCUGCUGAAUUUUUCCGGGGCAUUGCAGAUGCGGAGGAGUUUUCCCGAGGCUAUCUGCUUGUUCCCAGCCGCGCUGGUGUCAACUACCUCGAGCCACUAUGACCACCCCCCGUAAGUCAUGUGUUUCUCCUACCAGAUCAAAAAAACGUCAACUUUUGGAGUAUAGUUGUGUAUCAGAUCCGUUCAUGAUUUAAAUUGUGGUCUCCUAAACAUGUGAUUUGUGAAACGUUUAGGAACGAAUUGUUUGUUGAUCUGCAAAGGGGGGUUCAAUUAAUUUUCAAUUGUAGAAGAAGGGAGAAGGGGGAUUCAAUUGAUUUUCCUCCUCAUGAUCAAAAGAAAAAAAAUCUUUGCCGUGAUGAUAGACGGGGUUCAUGUUAAUACACAGACUACUGUUAAGGGCAUUAAAACUUAUAUCUGCUGUGAAAUGGUCGUAUAUGCUUGAUUAGGAUAUUUUCAAGUGUUGUAGGUGUAAGGCUGUGGGAAAACGUUUUCGUGGUCUAAUUCUCCGGUCAAUAUAUGGCACAUCAGAAUUUCUGGUCCACUAAUGCCCCUCCAUUCAUUUCUAAUAUAGGGAACAAUAAACAAUUCUAGAGGAAAAGCACCCGACCUGUGAAACCUAGCGCCGCCAGUUUCCCUGCCCCGUCUUGCCGUCACCGGAGGGGCCGACCGACGAAGCUUGGUUGGCUCCCGGGAUGGCGGCGGCGGGGCGCUUUUCGGGCUUGUGCGCGGCGCCGGUGAGCGCGGCGUUGGCCGCUGGAUUGAGCGUAGUUCCCCACGUGGGCUGCUGGAUCUGGCGGCGGCGGCUGCCUCGACGGAGAUUGUGAUUGUUCGUAGUAGAAUGUAUGCACGAGACAUGAAUCUUGGAUUCAAUAUUUUUUCCUCGAUGUAUGGGCUUCCUCGAACUUUUUGUAUAUUGCACACAACACAACACAUAAAUUCAUGGAUACUAAAUUUUUAAAUGAUUUGAACUCGUGUUGUUUUCUAUUCUAUUGUCAUUGGUUCAUCACUCUGAACCAAAAUCAAUUGUUGGAACUCUGGCAUAUAUUGGUCCUAAAGUUAUGCUGAAGAAAGAAUAUGACGCAAGCUAUGAUCCAUCCUAUUUGUGAUUUAAACGGUCUGCUGCAUACUCUGCCAUCUACUGCAUACUUAAUUCUGUUUGCUCGGCCAUAAAAGCCUUACUUGAUUUCUGGAUCUUCCAUUCACCUUCCGUUGCCAUGAGUGGUGAAUGGUCUUGAGGAGUAAUCAUUUAGAUACUAUAUGUUUUUUGCUCAAGCACUAAUAUUAUGUCUUUGAACGGCCUAUGCGUGGAUGUGGGAUAACCCUUUCUGUGAUGUUGGUUGGUGCUUACCCUCUCGAGGAUCCACAAGAUCCAAAAAAAAGGAAAUUCAGGUAUGUUGCCAGUUGCUAAGUUUAUCGACUCAAAAGUUGUAAGUUCUAGCCAAAAAACUAAAUACUGAGCUCAAAUUGCAUAAAGUAUUGGGUGUUCAGUACUGGAUUUUAGGCUAUGUUCAUAUCUCUAGAGUGCCGAGACCUUAUCUCAGGGAUGUUUUUUGGUAACACGAUGUCGACAUCGAUAACAGCAGAGAGAUAAUAUACGCCUUAUAAUCUUGUAAUUAUAUGUGGAGAAGUAGUUGUGGUGUUCCUUCCACCUUUAUGAAUUAGUCUGUGAAGAGGUGAAUAGUUAGGAGCCCCAUGGAGCGAAACAAAGAUUAUGUUCAGGCUACAGAUUAUAUUCAUACUACAGCUUGAGUCUGAAUUUGUGUCGAUACAUGAAAAUGUCAUGUGUGCCAAGAAAAGUAUGUUUAGAUGCACAACCAAUUUUGGUGUGCAUUUCUUAUUUAUUUAUUUUUGAGUUGGACGUGUGCAUUUCUAAUUAGAAGUAGAAGAAGAAAGAUGUGACAUGGACUUCCUAAGAUUACAUACUCAUCGUUGAAUAGUAUAGUUAGAAAAAUAGUAAUAAAAUUCAAAAAUCUUACUUCUUUUGGCGACAAAUAUGCUGGAGUGUGAUGGUUUUGCGUCGGAUUUCGUGAAGGAAUAACAUAAAUGGUGGUCUGGACAAACGAAAAUUGACUAUUUUUAAAGCUUCUUGGAGCAUUCAUUUUGUUUAAUUUUGUACAAAGCAUCACAAGUAUUUUUUUUCUUCAUCAAAUUUUGCACACAACCAAAAAAAUGUAAUUUUGUUGGGGAGCAGGAUUGCACAUCUCACAGAAGAUAAAGAUAUCAAUAUGGUUAAAAUAUGGUUAGACAUGAGACCUAUUCAUGCAUAGUUCAAUCUCAACAUGCAUCUUGUUGUUCCGUGCAACGCACGGACAUCUUACUAGUAUAGAUACAGAUGCUUCGUGAUAAAAAGUAGUUUCAGGCAUCUACAUAUAUAUGUUCUCCCCAAUGCAAGCUACCACUAGUGGGCCUCAUUAAGAAAUAAAAAAUAAAGACUCUAGUACACAUGCAUCUUUACUUUUCAUUUAAACCUUUUCAACUUUUGUCACCGGACCACACUUUUUCUCUCCAAGCACCCGCCUCCUGAAGAGGAUCCCGCUUCCUUAUCCGAACCUACUUUAUCUGAUAUCCGAUCCUACAUGACAUGCGAGGCAUCACCCUAGGGCUAUGCAUUGUACAUGCCCUUAUCAGCCGGUUGAGAGGAAUGAUCUUCCAUAUAUACGCAUGCUUACAGUUUCUUCGUGUCUACUACUCCCUCUUCCCAAAUAUAUCUCUUUCUAAAGGUUCUAACAAGUGACUAUAUACAGAGCAAAAUGAGUGAAUCUACACAUUCAAAUACGUCUACAUACAUCCCUAUGUUGUAGUUCAUUUGAAAUGUCUGAAAAGACCUAUAUUUAGCAACGGAGGGAGUAUAUGUUUGAAUUAAUGUAUACUUGUGCUUUUAUAAUUUUCUUUCUUUCUAGUGACAUUUAAGAACAGAAAAAUACGUGAAAAAAUAAGACCAUACCCCAUAUUUUAUAAAUUUUAAGAGAAAUAUUAUAGUCUAUUUUUUAGUGGAACUUUUUUCCAAACAAAUAGAAAGAAACAUGGAACUAAUUUAUUUAUUUUGACGACAGAAACGUGGGACUACGUCCUGGCAGUGCUUGUAGGAUCGUCAGAAGGUGUGUGGAUGUUUGCCUUCGGUGGAUUUUGUGUGAUUCGGUCGAUAUUUGUCUACAAUGGAUCCACGUGGAUCCAGUCUUCGUCUGUCUACAUUCGUGUGUCUUCAGUUUGCAUCCUUCCGAUCUAUACUUUUCUUCAUCGGUGGCGGUUGCUGUUCUGAUGCGCUGGUCUUAUGGGGCCUUAGCACGAUAACUUUCCGACUAUCUACCAUAAUAAGUUUUGCCCGACUUCGGAGAGGGAGUGGUGAUGACGGCGGCGCGUCUUCGACUCGCUUCAGUGUUUGUAGUCGUCACUAGAUGGUCUAACGAUCUAGAUAUAUAUUUUUUAAUUUUUGGUGUUCGUUGUACUGUCACGAUUGAGGAUGAAUAGGUUGGAAGAUUUCCUGUAAAAAAAGAACUAUUUUAGGCAAAAAUUAAAGGUGUUUUGUGUUUUCACGUUUACUACUCAACGGCAAGCCCAGCCCAAUUCUCAUGCCCUCGACCGAGCUACCUGACUCUCUCUCGGCCCUGGAACGGAAAAACAACUCUCUCCUCUGUCGAAAAAAAAGCUCGCUCGCCCAUAUUUCAGGCACGGGCGCAACGAGGGCGCCCCAAGGCGGCGGCGGCGGCAACCACGACCCGCGCUCAGGCCGCGCAUAGGCCCUGGGGUUGCUGUCCAACCGGCGGCGUGCCGGCUAUUCCCCGCAGAUCUACCGGCAACUAACGAUCUGGAAAUGAGGAAUGUGAAAGCUAAAAUGGCCACGCACGAAAUGGAGCAAGACAUUUCUCUGCAGCAAGGCGGCACCAGCCGUCGCCUAUCCAGACGCCUCACUGAUCCUGCCCAAUCCACAUGGGCAUCACUGCACACAGAUCUGCUCGACCUGAUUGCCAGUCGGGUACUCGCCAGCGACCUUCUGGACUACGUCCGGUUCCGUGCAGUGUGCUUAGGAUGGCGUGUCAUGACUCCUUGCCCACGCGGUCGAGGUGUGGUCGACCCGUGCUUCCACCCACGUCAGUGGAUGAUGUUCCCAGAAGGUGACGGUCUGUACCCAGGCCACCCUGCACUACUUGGCUACGUACGCUUCUUCAACCUCUCUACCGGCACCUUCGUUCGCGUCCGACUCCCUUGCUUCAGAAACCACUCUGUGCUUGACUGCCCUGACGGCCUCCUUCUCCUGCGGGACAACAAGAGCACUGCCAUCCGCCUCCUCCAUCCCUUUACAGGCGACGUUGUCUUGUUCUCGCCUCUUUCCUCCAUCUUCCCUCAGCUGGCCAAGUUAGGGUGCUUCAUCAGUGACUCUGACAAUAUUCAGUACACCCGGUUUGUCCGCGGAUCCGUGUCUGUCAAUCUGGCUGGCACUGUCACCAUGAUGCUCGGGUUGGGUCGCCUUGAUCGUGUGGCCUAUGCAUCCACAGGUGACCGGCAGUGGACUCCUACGAGCUGGAAAAUGAAGCACUUGUACUCAGCAUUGCCGUUAGGUGGCAGCCUCUAUGUGGUGGAUGGAGGGUGGGGUCUCGAGCCAUCGCGCGUCCUGCGCAUUGAUCCUCCAGAAGAUUCCAAUCCCUCCUCAUGGUCAGUGAUACCACCGCAAAUGGUCACCCAGUGUCCAGUGGAACUGUUGAGGAGUCCUGAGCUGGUAGAGUGCAACUCCGAGCUGCUUUUGGUUGGCUAUGACAGUGAACACUCAAAGAUUGUGCUUUUCCGAGUUGCUGAUCUUCUAAAUGGAGUCACCACCAUCCAGCUGACAAGCAUCGGUGACCAAGCCCUCUUCAUCGGCGCCUGCAACAUGGCUGUUAACUCCAAGUUCCUGCCAUCCGUCCAGGGGAAUUCCAUCGCCAUUGUCAAUGAAAUAGGUGGUGGUGUUAUGGGCAGGGGAACUCUACCGCUAUACGACCUGGGCAACAGUACCUGGUCGCAGGUGUUUGACGGAAACUUCGUCGAUAGCCCCAUGCCUAGGCCAUACAGCCUUGUCCUCCACGUCACAACCUGCUGCCACCGCCUUUUCUGGAACAGUGGGGACAUCUUGUGUUUCAAACAAGGCUGAGCAGAGGAGUGAACUGCGGACUGGAGCAUAUGUUAUCCCGUAGCUUUAUCUGCAUAUAUAACACAAUGAGCCGAAGGUUCAGCCCAUACCCAUUUAUGUUGUGCAUCUACUUGUUCCUGUGUUAUCCCAGUCCUGUGCUACUAUCCCAAAAUUGUCGUGCGCCCUUCAGCUUGGAGACCAUGCUUUUAUCGUAGUAUAUGCACUUUGAGAAGGUAAUUAUGCUUCUUUUUUGUUAUAUCAGAUUAGAAUCUAGCUUCAUUAAGUGGUAUUGAUACAUUAUCUGUAGUGUUGAGUUAGCAUUCUCGCUAUUUGUUUUUUUGGAAGGCAAAAGUUGAUGUUUCAGGUUUGGGUCUCAAAUCCCUGAAUCUGAUUCGAGCUCAUGCCUUGGUUGCUUCCUCCUCGUUGCAAUCAUUCUCUCUGCUUUGGUGAGCCCAAA
This is a messenger RNA of Triticum aestivum (bread wheat), 6185 nucleotides long. RefSeq lists its product as uncharacterized. The coding region runs from base 4439 to 5749 and encodes 436 amino acids. Lineage: Eukaryota; Viridiplantae; Streptophyta; Magnoliopsida; Poales; Poaceae. The transcript has 3 exons. The record is from RefSeq and is a predicted model, not a curated record.